Cucurbita moschata (crookneck pumpkin) is the source of this 2117-nucleotide messenger RNA. RefSeq names its product U1 small nuclear ribonucleoprotein 70 kDa-like. Gene Ontology annotation, molecular function: mRNA binding; U1 snRNA binding. Gene Ontology annotation, cellular component: U2-type prespliceosome; U1 snRNP; precatalytic spliceosome. Gene Ontology annotation, biological process: mRNA splicing, via spliceosome. The record is from RefSeq and is a predicted model, not a curated record. Bases 195 to 1613 code for a protein of 472 amino acids. NCBI's taxonomy places the organism in Eukaryota, Viridiplantae, Streptophyta, Magnoliopsida, Cucurbitales, Cucurbitaceae. The transcript is spliced from 10 exons.
AGUAAGUGUAUAAAUACCCUCGAUAAAACCAUACAGCUUUAUUCCGCCUCUUCCAGUUCCCUCCGUUUCGACCCGACCGUACUAACUAGAUCCCGAGCAAAAAACACUCGCCAAUGUUCUCCGUCCACUCCCUUUGAUUUCUGGUAUCAAAUUAUUUGUAAUCGUAUUAGUCUGAGCAACCAACGUGUGCUGCCAUGGGAGACUACGAUGAUGCCUUCAUGCGGAAUCCCAACGCGGCGGUUCAGACUCGUACCAAGGCUCAGAAUCGUGCCAAUGUCCUUCAACUCAAACUGAUUGGACAGAGUCAUCCCACUGGUCUUACGACCAAUCUCCUGAAGCUCUUUGAGCCCCGACCGCCUUUGGAGUUCAAACCUCCACCGGAGAAAAGAAAAUGUCCACCAUUAACAGGGAUGGCGCAGUUUGUGAGUAAUUUUGCUGAACCUGAUGAUCCAGAAUAUUCUCCCCCUGUUCUAAAGGGUGAAACUCCGGCACAAAGGAGGGCUAGAAUUCACUUGCUGAGAAUUGAAAAGGGUGCGAAGAAAGCUGUUGAGGAGCUGCCAAAAUAUCUUGAACGUGAUGAUCCAAAUGUAACUGGUGAUCCAUACAAAACACUCUUUGUGGCUAGACUGAAUUAUGAGACAACUGAGAGCAGAAUCAAAAGAGAGUUUGAGUCUUAUGGGCCAAUCAAACGGGCCCGAUUGAUUACGGACAAAGUGACAGGUAAACCUAAAGGCUACGCAUUCAUUGAGUACACGCACAAAAGAGAUAUGAAAGCUGCAUAUAAGCAAGCUGAUGGUAGGAAGAUUGAUGGUAGAAGGGUACUUGUGGACGUCGAGCGAGGUAGAACAGUACCGAAUUGGCGUCCUCGAUGGCUGGGUGGCGGUCUUGGAACUACCAGAGUGGGAGGCGAAGAUAAUAACCAGAAGCAGUCUGGAAGGGAGCAACAGCAGUCUGGUGCACCAUCUCGAUCAGAGGAGCCUAGGGCUCGUGAAGAUCGCCAUGGAGAGCGAGAUAGGGAAAAGUCUUAUGAGAAGGGAAGAGACAGAGAAAGAGAGAGAGAGAAGUCUCAUGAACGUUCCCGUGAGAGAUCUAAGGAUCGUGAUGUCAAAGAAGAUAGGCAUCACAGAGAUCGUGAUAGGACUAGAGAUAGAGAUCGGGACAGAGAAAGGGACAAAGAGAGAGAUCGUGGCCAUGACCGCGAUAGAACACGUGAUCGAGGAAGGGAUCGAGGCCGUGACUAUGAGCGUGAUAGAGGUCGUGAUCGGGAUCGUCAUCGCGACAGAGAUAGGGAGAGGGAUCGGGAUCUUGAAGGGGGAUUUCCAGACCCUGAUCGUGGUCGCUCCCAUGAUAGGGAAUCUGAUUAUAAUCGGGAAUCAAAAUAUGAAAAGGAUAGACAUGGUGAUAGGGACAGAGAUAUUGAUCGUGCUGAAACAGAAGAUGAUCAUGGGUGGUAUGAUCAGCCUGAGUAUGGGCAUCGACACCCAGAUAAUGAUCCUGAUCACCAAAACUACAAUCACUUUGAACAUAACCGUAGUCGGGGACAAUAUGAUCACCCAGAAGACCAUCGUAACCAAGAUCGUUAUGAUCAGAAUGAUAGAAUGGAGGAUGAUUAACGUUAUGACCGUGGCGCUUCUGAAUCGCGCGAUAGAGAGACCCCGUGAUUUUAAUCAUGAAUUUAGGCGCAGUGAGAGAUCUCAUUCGAGAGAAUACGAGUUUCUCAUGCUGCAGUGUGUACCGCUGGUAAGUAUCUGCUCACUUUCUUCUCCUUUUCUUUAUAACUGAUAAAGCAGCCAGCUCUUCUCCCAUAUAUGUUCCCUAGUGUUCUUCCAGGAGGAGGUUGAGGUGAUAUCAAAUAUCACGAAAAAGUACUUUGUAGCUGCCGUGAUCGAUGUUGGAAUUGUCUUCUUUCUUCUGUUAAUUAACCUAAAGAUUCUGGAUGCCUGAUACUGUUUCUUCUUGGGAGUUUCAAUUAUUUCAGCUACUUUAUCAUGCAGAUUGUUGCUUAGUUUAUUUGUACUUCCCUAGAUUUUCUGUAUUAGUCUUUGACCGUGAUUUUUAAACUUCUACGAGCGUCAUAGAACAUUGAAUGCUUGAUUUGAUUGAACAUCGUUUUGGUG